AUGCAAUUGUUAGGUUAUAGCUUUUGCAUUAUUGUGGUUGUUAAUUUAUGUUUGUGGUCGAUCUUUUGUGUUAUGGUCGAAGCAACAAGUGUUUAUUCAAAUGAUAUUGGAGGUGGCGCAAGACACGAGAAUCAACAUCAACAAGAUAAUAAAAUUAGUUUAUCCACCUAUCAUCCGACAACGAUGAUGACUGAAAUGCGAUCGAAUCCUUUGAAUAUUCCUGAACAAUCGUUAGAAUAUUUCAUUACAGACAUGAGAAAAACAAUCGCGAAUCAAGUCGGUACUCAACAAUGUGUUGUGUUAAAUUCAAUUGAUCGUAAACGUAAAUAUCCAGAUAAUCUAUCGAAUAAUAUCAAUAUAAUCGAAAACGUAACAGAAGAAAAUGAUUAUAAACAAAAAUAUUUUGAUUUAUUAGGGAGAUACGAAAAUCUGAAAACAAAAUAUUCAAUAUUAGCCAAAGAACAUGAUCUAUGUAAAAGAACUGUUCCUGUUCCACCACCAGAAACGGAACAAUGGCUUCGUACUGUAUUAGCUAAAGUUGAAUUGUUGAAAGAAGGUGGCGGACCAACGGGCAAGAUUCCAUUAUCACCGCAUUCAUUGCGGUCAUGCGUACGUGAUACACCGUCGAAUACAGCAAGACAAAUUGUACGUCGACUAUUUUCAAAAGAAGAUUUGGCCAAUAUGUCAGCAUCGAAAAUAGACAAUGAAUUAAUGAAUGAUAUUAUUGCCUUUGUUCGUUCCAAACAUCCUUUACAUCCAAUUGAAACUUCAAAAAUUAAGGCAGCUAUAUCAAAUCUAUGUGUUCAAGCACGGCGUGAAUUAAAAGGGCCAUCUUCUUCUCAUGCGCAACACGUUCAUAAUAAUAAUAAUAAAAACAACACAAUAGGAACUUCGAUAAUUGUGACAUCAAAUCAACAAAAUAAUAAUAACACACCAUAUUCUUCUCUAACAGAUAUGUCCACUACUACGACAACUCCACAAACAGUGACCGUUAAAUAUGAAUAA
Messenger RNA from Didymodactylos carnosus, 1005 nucleotides. Lineage: Eukaryota; Metazoa; Rotifera; Eurotatoria; Philodinida; Philodinidae. The record is from the annotation of a GenBank genome assembly.